AUGCUGGCCUGGAUCCACCGGGUGGUUCCCCAGCCCCCGCUGCCCCAUGCCACGGAGGAGACAUCCCCAGCUCCAGUGCAGGACCCAGAGCCACCUGAGGCACCAAGAGGAAGAGCUGGAGGCCCUGAGGAUGCUGCUGAUCACACAAGAGCCAAAGAGCUGGAGAAGAAGGUGGGAUUUGCAGUCCCUGAGGAGCAGCAAGGCUCUGUCUUUCAGAGCACUGGGGGCAGUGUGCUCUCCUGGCUCUCCCAGGGGCUGGGGAAGGUGAUUCCUCAGCCAGCCCAGGCCCCAGAGACCCUGCAGAAGCUUGGGAAGAGCUUUGAGACAAGCAUUGAUGUUCCUGACCAGACAGAGGUCCAGAUGCUGAAGGAGGAGGAUGAGGAUGCUCUGGACAUAAGUCCCUUUGAUGCAGAGGAGGAGGAGGAGGAGGAAGAAGCAGAGGAGGAAUGUGAGGCUGGGCCAGCUGGUGGCACAGAGGAGUGGCUGGGGGCACGGGUGCUCAGCUGGCUGGCACAGGGCUUCGAGAGGGUGGUGCCACAGCCAGAGGCACUGCAAAAGGUGGAGCCAGAGCCAAAGGAGCAGAGGUGUGAAGCCACAGCAGGAGGUGAGCAAUUCCCCCUGCCCCGGGUGGCUCCUGCCGAGGGGACACAAUCACAGGCUGCUGGGGGGGGGACGGGACCUGUGGAGGUGAUCCAGCCCAACCCCCCUGCCAAGGCAGGGAUGUUUGGCUGGUUUGCCCAAGGGGUGCAGAAGGUGAUGCCACAGCCAGUGCCCAGGCAGAAGCAGGGCACACAGGGAGAGGCUGCAGCAACCUUGAGUCCCGUGGAAGAGAUUCACAUUGUCCCUGAGGAGCCUGACCUUGCCCUGGAAGAGCUUGCUGGUGGCUGGAUUAAUGAAGCCACAGGGGAGAUGGUGGCCUGGGGACAUGAGGCUGAGCUGCUGGCAGAUGCUGACCCCCUCCCCCCCAUACAGGAGGAACCUCAGGAAGAAGAAAACAGGCUGUGUUUGUGCUCCCUGAGUGCUGAGGAGGAAGAGGAAAAGGAGGGGGAGGAAGAGGAGGAGGAGAAGAAGGAAGAGGAGGAGGAGGAGGAGGUGGAGGAGAGCUCGGGUCGUGGGUUCGGCUGCGUUCGGAAGCCGGAGGGGCUGCGACAUCCCUCCGUGGACCAGCAGAGCUCCCCGGACUGCCCAGGGCUGGCUGCUGACGCGGUCCCUGGUGACAGCGCCGGGUGUCCCCUGGCGACACAGUUUCCACCUCCAUCGCAGUCGCCCGUGGCAACCGCAGCCCCUGGCCGUGCCCUCCCCAGCAACUCAGCCCAGCAGGAGCCCCCAGGCUGUGCCUGGCUCACCCCUCGCAGUGGCUCGACUGUGCAGGACACCCCCCCGCCCCCCCAGUUUGUGCCUUCAGCCGCAGCUGGGAGCUUCCAGCUCCCGGAGCUGGUCCCACCCCUGGCCCAGUCGCUUUGUCCCUCCACUGAUGAGGGUGUGGAUGAAAUAAGCAGUGCAGAGGAGACCCUCAGGAUUGAGCAGCUGGAAGAAGCUGGGAUAAGGGAUCCUGAAGGUGCUUUUGUCCAGCCUCGCAGACCGCUGGAAGAAGCCAGAGCAGGACGCUGCCUCCUGCCCCCAAGAGCCGGCAGCGGCAGGGCCCGCCCCAAGCCCUGCCCCGCACCAUCCCUGCGCCCCUCGGCGCGGCCGGAUCGCACGCCGCUAGAGCAGCUCCCCAACGUCCCCAGCUGCCGAGCCGCCGCUGCCUGCCGCCUCCCCACCUUCCUUCUCGCCAGCAAACCCAAGGCCGGGGUGCUCAACCCCAAUUUUUGCCACGAGGAGCAGCCCCCCUUAGGCAAUGACCCCUCCGUGGACACCAAGAACGUGGAGAGCAGAGGAGAUGCUGGUCAGAAGGAUGGUACCCACCUACUGCUGCCCCCCACCCCUGCUUCCAACAUGUUGGCAGUGCCCAGCAUGGCACCAGCAUCCCCCAGGAGAAGGCUGCUGGCUCCAGAGGAUGCUCUGGAGCAGGGAGCAGGGAGCCAGUUGGCUGCCCAAGUGCUGCUGGACUGGGACAAGGAGCAGAGGAAAAGCCUCCCCGAGCGCAUCGGCUCGGCCAGCAGCACCAGCAGCGCCCUCAUCAACAGCCGGCUCCAGGAGCUGGUGAAGCUCUUCAAAGAGAGGACUGAGAAGGUGAAGGAGAAGCUGACUGACCCUGAUGUCACCUCAGAUGAGGACAGCCCUGUGGCAUCCCCCACCAAAGCAGUGCUUGCAGCAGCGCCGCCUCCCCCAGGAGGGGCUCUGGAGGGGGACAAGGCAGCAGGAGCUGAGCACUACUGCCAGAUGCUGUGCUGCACCUUCAAGCACCCCCCCUGGCUGGAACACCUGAGGAGCUACCAGUUCCCCAGCAGCAUCGACCCUCUCACCAAUCUGAUGUAUGUGCUGUGGCUCUUCUUCGUCGUCCUGGCCUGGAACUGGAACUGCUGGCUGAUCCCCGUCCGCUGGGCUUUCCCCUACCAGACACCAGCAAACAUCCACCUCUGGCUGCUCAUGGACUACCUCUGUGACCUUGUCUACCUGCUGGACAUCCUCCUCUUCCAGACUCGACUGCAGUUUGUCCAAGGAGGAGACAUAAUAACAGAGAAGAAGGCCAUGAGGGAGCACUACCUAAGGUCACAGCGCUUCAAGAUGGAUCUCCUGUCCCUCCUGCCCCUGGAUUUCUUCUACUUCAAAGUGGGAGUCAACCCUCUCCUGCGCUUCCCUCGCUGCCUGAAGUACAUGGCCUUCUUUGAGUUCAACAACCGUCUGGAGGCUAUCCUGAGCAAGGCUUACAUCUACAGGGUGAUUCGGACCACUGCCUACCUGCUGUACAGCCUGCACGUCAACUCCUGCCUCUACUACUGGGCAUCAGCCUACGAAGGGCUGGGCUCUACCACCUGGGUCUAUGAUGGAGAAGGAAACAGCUACAUCCGCUGCUACUACUGGGCAGUCAAGACCCUGAUCACCAUCGGGGGCCUGCCAGACCCCAAGACCCUCUUUGAGAUCAUCUUCCAGCUGCUCAACUACUUCACAGGGGUGUUUGCCUUCUCUGUCAUGAUAGGGCAGAUGAGGGACGUGGUGGGCGCCGCCACCGCCGGGCAGACUUACUACAGGAGCUGCAUGGACAGCACCAUCAAAUACAUGAACUUCUACAGGAUCCCCAAAACCAUCCAGAACAGGGUGAAAACCUGGUAUGACUACACCUGGCACUCCCAAGGCAUGCUAGAUGAGUCAGAGCUGCUGGUGCAGCUGCCAGAUAAAAUGAGGCUGGACAUUGCCAUUGAUGUGAACUACAACAUUGUGAGCAGAGUGGCCCUCUUCCAGGGCUGUGACAGGCAGAUGAUCUUUGACAUGCUGAAGAGGCUCAGAUCCGUGGUCUACCUGCCUAAUGACUACGUCUGUAAGAAGGGAGAAAUUGGCCGUGAGAUGUACAUCAUCCAGGCAGGCCAGGUGCAGGUCCUGGGGGGACCUGAUGGCACAACAGUGCUGGUGACUCUGAAAGCUGGAUCUGUGUUUGGGGAAAUCAGCCUGCUGGCGGCUGGAGGGGGCAACCGGCGCACGGCCAACGUGGUGGCUCAUGGCUUUGCCAACCUCUUCAUCCUGGACAAGAAGGACCUGAAUGAGAUCUUGGUGCACUAUCCAGAGUCCCAGAAGCUGCUGAGGAAGAAGGCCAAGAAAAUGCUGAAGAACAACAAUAAGCCCAAAGAAGGGAAAGGAGCCCCUGGAGACUCCUUGAUCAUCCCCCCAAAACCUGAGACCCCGAAGCUGUUCCAGGCUGCCAUGGCUGCCACGGGCAAGCUGGGGGGCAAAGGGCCACUGGCACAGCUCCGCUGGAGGCUGAAGGAGCUGAAGGCCAUGCAGGGGGCACAGGGUCCCACCUCCAGCCCAGCACCACCCAAAUCCCCAGGGCACCAGAGACCACCUCUCACCUCCCACCAAGCUCCCCUGGGAGGAGCAAUAGUCUCCAAGUCUGCUGAUAAUUUAGUCACCAUCCAGGUGAUUUCUGCUGCUCAAGGGGAGGAAGAAAUCCUCACUGCUGAGAUUUCAGAGAAAGAAGAAGAAGAUAAAAAAGAGAAGUGA
Messenger RNA from Indicator indicator, 4101 nucleotides. It is a transcript of the gene CNGB1, whose product is annotated as cyclic nucleotide gated channel subunit beta 1. Gene Ontology annotation, cellular component: photoreceptor outer segment; intracellular cyclic nucleotide activated cation channel complex; plasma membrane. NCBI's taxonomy places the organism in Eukaryota, Metazoa, Chordata, Aves, Piciformes, Indicatoridae. Bases 1 to 4101 code for a protein of 1366 amino acids. The transcript has 35 exons. The record is from RefSeq and is a predicted model, not a curated record. Gene Ontology annotation, biological process: monoatomic cation transmembrane transport; retina homeostasis. Gene Ontology annotation, molecular function: intracellularly cAMP-activated cation channel activity; cGMP binding; intracellularly cGMP-activated cation channel activity.